Molecule: messenger RNA, 2439 nt
Organism: Tyto alba (common barn owl)
Lineage: Eukaryota; Metazoa; Chordata; Aves; Strigiformes; Tytonidae
Gene: MSRB3
Product: methionine sulfoxide reductase B3
Exons: 7
Coding region: 296-946 (216 amino acids)
Biological process (GO): protein repair; response to oxidative stress
Cellular component (GO): cytoplasm
Molecular function (GO): peptide-methionine (R)-S-oxide reductase activity
Source: RefSeq, a predicted model, not a curated record
UGCUGGGUGCCUGCUCUCCUGGCUGAGGCCGUGGCCAGCUUCUCCCCGUCUGGGGACGUCUCCGGGCCAUUUCGGGACUCAGCGUCUUGUAGCUCCUGUGCUGCCACACGCGAAAAAGACAGUGGGCACCGGGUGGGGGGACACGACGUGACUGGGAGCGAUGCCCUGCUGCUCAUUAGCCACUCAAGGCCUAAUCCUGCUUCCACUAGAGCCCACGGGAACUUUGUUACUGGCUUCCGUGGGGGUUGGCUCCGGUCCCUGAUGUCACGUAAUCUGAAGCGAGCUGCGGCUGUCAAUGGCAGGGCUACAAGGGGCUGUGUUUCCUCUUUCCCAUCGCAGGCUCUUGCCCCUGUUCUUUGCCUCUGGUUUUGUUGGUGAGGAUAUCACAGUGAUGUCUGCAUUCAACCUGCUGCAUUUGGUGACAAAGAGCCAGCCAGUGGCCCUGCGAGCCUGUGGGCUUCCCUCAGGGUCAUGUAGGGAUAAAAAGGACUGUAAGGUGGUCUUUUCCCAGGAGGAGCUGAGGAAGCGGCUGACACCCUUGCAGUACCAUGUCACUCAGGAGAAGGGGACUGAAAGUGCCUUUGAGGGGGAGUACACACAUCAUAAAGCUCAAGGAAUAUACAAAUGUGUUGUUUGUGGGACUCCUUUAUUCAAGUCAGAAACAAAGUUUGACUCCAAUUCAGGUUGGCCUUCCUUCUAUGAUGUGAUCAGUCCCGAUGCAAUUACUUUCAAUGAUGAUUUCUCCUAUGGGAUGCAUCGGAUUGAAAUAUCCUGCAGUCAGUGUGGUGCUCACCUGGGGCAUAUUUUUGAUGAUGGACCUCGCCCAACUGGCAAACGGUACUGCACAAACUCUGCUUCGUUAUCUUUCAAGCCAGCAGACAAGAACAGCGCCGGAGAAGGCAGCGGUAACGCUAGUCCUGCCCAGACAGGCAAAGCUGAGCUGUAGGACAAAGCAAAGCCUGCAGAAAACUGCGCUGAUCCCACACAGCUUACAAGGAAUGUUUUCUAAAUUGCCUGCUCUCUUAUAACCUAAGAAUGUUUAAAUGUAUGAAAGCAUUUUGCACCAUCCUUCUUCUUCCUCACCUUUUCGGAACUGAGGCCUUGCCUGCUGGUGCAUUUACUAUGUAAUUGGGUUGAAAAAUGUGUUGACUGAUUCUACAUGUUUUCUUUUCCUUUCUUUUCUUUGAGAUUGCUUUGGGGAAUCCUUAAAUUGAGAUGCUUCGGCAUCAUUAGUUAUUAGUUUCUUCUUAGUGCUGUGUUACUCUAGGUUUGAACGCUAUUCCUUUUUGUGUGGGAGAUGGGGCUUGUGUUUAUCUCCAGUCUAUAGGAAACUUCUGGGCAUAAGAAGAUCCUGAAUUCCUAGCACAUCUCUGCUUUGUUCUGACUUGCGAGGCAUGCAGCCUUUGGUCAUAUGUAUUCAGCCAUCUCCCAGCAUCAGCCGCACCCUGCAAAAACUUGUAGUUAUGGCUGUUCCUUCCCAACUGAGAGAGAUGGAUGAGGUGUAAAGCCCAUCCUUUGGCUAAUUUACAGCCAGAAUUUCAGGGGUGUGGUUGAAAGGAUGUAAACAUUGUUUCAGCAUCUAUUUUUCCCCUUUGUUUGGUAUUUAAAUCAAGUUUUUAACUAGUAAGGCUCACUUUUGAGGGCUACUAAUGAGACUUUGUUUUUUUUUGUGAGGCCUGUUCAGCAACUGUAACUCAAAUCUGAAUUAAAGUUGAAAUCUGCAGGGGGUAGUUAUAUGAACAAGUGCAGAGAUAAACUUGAGAAGUGAAGUAGAUGAGGGAUGACGUUAGGCUCUUGUCAAUUGCUACAAGGAUUCAGAAACACGACAGUUUCUGCUAAAAGGGAGUUUAGGAAUGAAUGCAGCAGAAAGAGGGAGACCCUCCUGAAGUAUCCAGUUUUAAAGAUUAGCUGGUCUGGAUGCAUACUGCCUACAGGGCCACAGCCUUUAAUUUGUGCAAUUGUGGUGUAGGACAUGAGUGAGAGGGUUGGUUUAAGAAAUUAUUUUGAAAAAAGCCUGUCAGAUCUCCAGAAAUUUUCAUGUAGCAAAAUUUGCUGUCCCAUAUGGUGUUUUUCACAGCUGCUUUUAGAUUUUGUUGAAUAACAGUUUGUCUAGAAUUGUGCAUAAUACUGUUCUGUAAGCUAUACUGUACAGUAUUUGCUAACACCACUUUGCCUUUAAGCAGUGAGAGACUUAAUGAAUAUAGUAUUUACUUUCAUCAGCAAACUUUCUGACUAACAUAUUUGGAUCCAAUUUCAUUUCUAGUAGGAGCAAGGCAACGACUGAUUUUUAUGGAAGCAGGAUUGAGGUUUUUAUGUCAGUGAUAAUAAACAUACUAUCUAAAGUGCAAACAUCCUUCAGUUAAAAUAUAGCUACUGUAAAAGCAUAUGGAAUCAUCAGAAUUGCCUUUUUUUAGCAACAUAAGAAAGACUUGAGAAAAG